This is a messenger RNA of Ochotona princeps (American pika), 3493 nucleotides long. RefSeq names its product SS18 subunit of BAF chromatin remodeling complex (gene SS18). Gene Ontology annotation, cellular component: nucleus. The coding region runs from base 533 to 1789 and encodes 418 amino acids. Gene Ontology annotation, molecular function: transcription coactivator activity. NCBI's taxonomy places the organism in Eukaryota, Metazoa, Chordata, Mammalia, Lagomorpha, Ochotonidae. The transcript is spliced from 11 exons. Gene Ontology annotation, biological process: positive regulation of transcription by RNA polymerase II. The record is from RefSeq and is a predicted model, not a curated record.
CUCCCAGGAGGGGGUGACGAUGAAGUUGGGAAAACUCAACUCGGUACCGAGACGCGGCUCGCGGGAGGCUCACGAGCCCCGGAGAGGGAGGCGAGUGGCACCGGCGCGAAAGGGGCGGGCCGGCUCGGGUGGCUCGCAUUUCCUGUGACAGGGGCUGCCCCGGCCUCUCCCUCUCCCGCGGCGGCGGGACCAUUUCCUGAAUCGCUCGAGCGGAGGGAGGACUGGGGGCGCGGCCCUACCAUCAGCGCAGAGGGACGGGGGUGUGCGCUUAGGGAAAGGUGGAGGGACCGAGCGUGGUGAGAGACCGCGAAGUUCUACCAGGUUCCAGCUUCUUAGAUACUGUUAGACGCACGCCCUCCACGGACUGGGAGUCUCCCGUCUCCGCGGGUCGACCGGGUGCGUGCUGGACCCCGCAGCAUCCCCCCUGCCCGCAUUCCCGAGGUGGUUCGGCCCGAGAGGCCGGCGUCUUUUCCCCCAGUUUGCUGUUCACCCCGAGCGCUCGGGACUUACCCGUAGUGGUGACGGCGGCAACAUGUCUGUGGCGUUCGCAGCCCCGAGGCAACGAGGCAAGGGGGAGAUCACUCCCGCUGCAAUCCAGAAGAUGUUGGAUGAAAAUAACCAUCUUAUUCAGUGUAUAAUGGACUAUCAGAAUAAAGGAAAAACCUCAGAGUGUUCUCAGUAUCAGCAGAUGCUGCAUACAAACUUGGUGUACCUCGCUACAAUAGCAGAUUCUAAUCAAAAUAUGCAGUCUCUCUUACCAGCACCACCCACACAGAAUAUGCCUAUGGGUCCUGGAGGGAUGAAUCCGAGCGGCCCUCCCCCACCUCCACGCUCUCACAACAUGCCUUCAGAUGGAAUGGUAGGUGGGGGUCCUCCUGCGCCGCACAUGCAGAACCAGAUGAACGGCCAGAUGCCUGGGCCUAAUCAUAUGCCUAUGCAGGGACCCGGACCUAAUCAACUGAAUAUGACAAACAGUUCUAUGAAUAUGCCUUCAAGUAGUCAUGGAUCCAUGGGCGGUUACAACCAUUCCGUGCCAUCAUCACAGAGCAUGCCAGUGCAGAAUCAGAUGACAAUGAGCCAAGGGCAGCCAAUGGGAAACUAUGGCCCCAGGCCAAACAUGAAUAUGCAGCCAAACCAAGGUCCAAUGAUGCAUCAGCAACCUCCUUCCCAGCAAUUCAACAUGCCCCAGGGAGGAGGGCAGCACUACCAAGGACAGCAGCCACCUAUGGGAAUGAUGGGCCAAGUGAACCAAGGCAAUCAUAUGAUGGGGCAGAGACAGAUUCCUCCUUACAGACCACCUCAGCAGGGCCCACCACAGCAGUACUCAGGCCAGGAGGACUAUUAUGGGGACCAGUACAGUCACGGUGGACAAGGUCCUCCAGAAGGCAUGAACCAGCAAUAUUAUCCCGAUGGUCAUAAUGAUUACGGUUAUCAGCAACCGUCGUAUCCUGAACAAGGCUACGAUAGGCCUUAUGAGGAUUCCUCACAACAUUACUACGACGGAGGAAAUUCACAGUAUGGCCAGCAGCAAGAUGCUUACCAAGGACCCCCUCCACAGCAGGGCUACCCGCCUCAGCAGCAGCAGUACCCGGGACAGCAGGGUUAUCCAGGGCAGCAGCAGGGCUAUGGUCCUUCCCAGGGUGGUCCUGGUCCUCAGUACCCUAAUUACCCACAAGGACAAGGUCAGCAGUAUGGGGGUUACAGACCAACACAGCCUGGGCCGCCACAGCCCCCCCAGCAGAGGCCUUACGGAUACGACCAGGGACAGUAUGGAAAUUACCAGCAGUGAAGCAGUACUUACAUUCCAAUAGCCAGGAUCUGUUAGCAGCCAUAUUGUCUCCUCAGCACUGUGGACACCUCCCUGUGAAACGGUCCUCUCAUUCCGUCUAGUUUUUGGAAAAAACCUUGUGGAUAAGUGGCUGUUUCAUCAAUAAGCAGCCUUUGUGGUUUAGUUGUAAAAAGCUUUAGUAGCUCAAAAAUAUUCUUGAUUUCACAUUUUUACUCUAGAUGGCAACAUUGGACAGAAAAUGCAAUGACAUAAUCAGUUUGCAAUGAUUUUGGAACUGUGUUUCAAAUGGACUGUCACAGACUGAAAGGUGUGAACAGCUUUGUAUGUUUAUGAAGGUUAAGGGAAUUUAAUACUUUUCCACAGAUUCUUUUGUAAGGGGAAGAGGAAAAUGUACACUUUUUACAGCAGCAAUAUUUUGUAUAUUAUGUUUAUUUCAUUGAUGAAUAUGCAAGGCGGUACACUGUGCACUGGACAGAAUCAGAAAUCCUCUGUUAACAUGGACUGGAGCAUAGUAGAUUGUUUGGGUCUCAAAAUGGUGUCUUGUUACAGUAAAGGUGGGAGUGGAGGCAGAACACACCGUGUGUCUACUGUUACACUCUCCUGGAGGAGUCUAAAUCCCUUUUAUCUCUUAGGUAACAAAGGGCACUGUGAUACAGUUUUGAGUAACAUUUUUUUAAAAGCCUUCCAGUUUUGUGGUUUAAACCCUUUUUAUAAAGACCGUUUCUAAUACUGUUUUAAAAUGUGAGGCAAUAAGAAUUACUUUGUUUGAUUUUAAGUAUUUGGUGACAGUUUCAUGUAAAUGAAGUGGUAAUCCUCUCUCAAGAUAGCAAUAACUAAAAGUGAAAAGUGUUAAUUUUAUCUUGUUUAAGUGAUCAGGGAACUUAGUAAUAUCAAAAUGUUUUAUAAUUGAUAUCAAAGAGGAGUCAGCCUUGACCCAGGAUUUUAUUUUUUAACAUUUGAAAGAUAAUUGGUUUAUAUGAUGAAGUGUUAUUUCAGCUUUCUUAACUGGAAAUGAUGCCAUUUAUGAAGGGAUAUUUUUAUGUUUCCCAUUUUUUUAUGUUAAUAAGUUUGGGAAACUGCUUAUUGAUGAGGCUUAUUCCGAUUUGUAUUAAAAGCAUAGAGGUUGUAUUCCAGAUAAUCUUGUUUAUAAGCAUGGCAUAAUUAUUUGAGACUGUCCUGUGCCUGAUUAUUUUAGCUCAAUUCAGGGAUAUUACAUUUGGCAGGAAAGCAUGCACUGAGAAAUUUCUAACCACAGUUAUUUAAGCAUAAUCUGAGAACAUCUAGCCCAAAGGUAAGUUCCUAUUUUCAUCACAGUUGCCUGUGCCCAGGGAAUAAGAUGUAUUCUUUAUAAUUGAAUUGGUUUUUCCCACUUCUAACUGGAAACAAACAGGGGGAGGGAGGCAUACAUUUGAAUAAGCAGAAUAUUACUGUUCUCAACAUGCUGUAAUCAAAAGGAGGAAUUUCGGUCUGUCUGUGUGUGUAUGAGCGUGUGUGUGUCUGUAUGCGUGUUUUAAGAUCAGAAUUGGUUUUCUUCCAUCAUGGUCAGUGGAUAAUGGGCAUCAAGUUUGAACAGAUAAAGCAUAAACAGCCUUAUUGUGAUUGAAAUGCUUAUAGAUUCUGUGCCAAUUUUCCACCACUGUGUAGUUUGUUGCUAUUUAAAACUGUAUCAACUCUAACGGAAGAAUAAAUUAUUUGUGAUUUUAA